AUGUCACACAUCGAUUUAGAACAAGGAAGAAUAGGAGAUCGACAGCUAUCGUUCAGAGACAGUGAAGAUGUCGUUUCAUGCUUCCACUCGAAUACGUACGGAUAUUAUGACUAUGACACUGACGAGUAUUCGAGCAGUGUCUCUUCGGUAAGUAAUGAGUCAGAGAAGAGUGUGUGUAGGAUUUGCAAAUCGGAGGUUGGAUACGGUCAGGGUUUGAUUGAGUUGGGAUGUUCGUGUAAGGGUGAUCUGGCGUUUGCUCAUCGACAAUGUGCUGAGACUUGGUUCAGUCUCAAAGGAAACGAAGUAUGUGAGAUUUGCCACUCGGAUGCGAGGAACGUGACCGGCGCGAAUGAAAUGGUAGAGGAGGAGGUGGUGGUGGUGGUAGAGGUUGAGGAAGAAGGAGUCGCUGCGGUGGGGGAAGACGGAGAGAGCUGGUGGCAGCGGCGGAUGCUGUUGAUUUUUGUGAUAACUUGUUGGGUGUCACCAUUUUCCAUCUACUUUCUUGUAAUCCAAAAUUAA
Brassica oleracea var. oleracea is the source of this 519-nucleotide messenger RNA. RefSeq lists its product as uncharacterized. The record is from RefSeq and is a predicted model, not a curated record. The transcript has 2 exons. Bases 1 to 519 code for a protein of 172 amino acids. NCBI's taxonomy places the organism in Eukaryota, Viridiplantae, Streptophyta, Magnoliopsida, Brassicales, Brassicaceae. Gene Ontology annotation, molecular function: zinc ion binding.